AUGCCGUUGAUACAAAACGCCCCGUCGGGGGCGGGGGAAGCACCGCAACAGCACCGCCAGCCGUCGAGAAAGGGAAAGAAGGCGUGGAGGAAGAAUGUCGAUGUCACGGAGGUCCAACGGGGUUUGGAGGAGCUCAAUGACGAACUCAUCCGAGGGUACGUCUUUUCUGUACCGCAUUUUCACGUACAAUGGUUUAUUAACGACGUCCGCAGCGGUGUGAUCAAGGAGAAGCCAUCAUCCGAGCUUUUCUCAAUCGACUUGGCCGGCGACUCGAAGGCUGCCAAGAGUCUUGUCAAGCGCUCCAAAAAACAGCUCAAAGUCGAUGAAAUCAUUGCCCAACGCUCCUCUGUUCCUGCGGUGUCGAUGCGGAAGCGACCGGGCGACAAGACCACCGACGGCAUCAUCCCGUCGAAGCGGCAGCGACUUGGCUGGGUCCCUCACAAGGAAUUGACCCGUCUGCGAAAGGUGGCCGACGGAAGGCAGGAAUUGACUGUCGUGGGCUCGAAUGCCACGUUUGACAUCUGGGAUGCACCUGGCGAGCCACAGGUUCAGCAGGCGACCGACUUCCUCCCGGAGAAAAUUGAGCCCAAAGUACCAAAGUCGAUGAAACAACAGCCAAUCUCCUUGACGGCCAGCGGGAAACAAGUUCUUGCGGUGCCAACCCCGGCUGGAGGGUACAGCUACAACCCUGCAUUCACAGACUACGAGGAGAGACUUGCCGACGAAAGUGCGAAGGCGGUCGCCGCUGAGCAGAAGCGACUUGACAAUGAAGACCUGGAGAGACAGAAAAAGGAAUCCGCCGCUCGGUCUGCUGCCGAGGCCGAGGCGGCCGAGGAGCGUGCCAACAUGUCAGAGUGGGAGGAAGACUCCGAGUGGGAAGGGGUCCAGAGUGGCAUGGAGGACAAGCCAAGCAGCAAGCAGCACAAGCGGAAAACACAAGCGCAGCGGAAUCGCAUCAAGCGCAGAAAGGAUGACGAACGCUUGGCCAAGCACAAGGCCGCCAUGAAGGAACGACGAGUUCAAGAGCAGCGAAUCAAGGAGCUCGCUCAAGAAGUGGAAGACAACGAGCAGGCGAGGGCUCUCCUGGAACAAUCCAAACUGGACGCUACCCACUCGUUGUCGGAUGAAUUAUUGCGGAGGAGGCAGCUCGGCAAGUUCAAACUUCCCGAAAAGGACCUGGAGCUGGUUCUGCCGGAUGAGCUGCAAGAAUCACUCCGUCUGCUGAAGCCCGAGGGCAACCUGCUCAAGGAUCGGUAUCGCAGCAUGCUCGUCAGGGGCAAGGUGGAGAGCAGGCGGCACAUUCCUUUCAAGAGGCAAGCGCGGAAAAAGCUUACGGAGAAGUGGACGCACAAGGACUUUGUCUUAUAA
Molecule: messenger RNA, 1368 nt
Organism: Drechmeria coniospora
Lineage: Eukaryota; Fungi; Ascomycota; Sordariomycetes; Hypocreales; Ophiocordycipitaceae
Product: P60-like protein
Exons: 1
Coding region: 1-1368 (455 amino acids)
Biological process (GO): rRNA processing; ribosomal large subunit assembly
Cellular component (GO): nucleolus
Molecular function (GO): 5S rRNA binding
Source: RefSeq, a predicted model, not a curated record